AUGUCACAGAAACACCAAGACGUUGUUGCAAUGGUCGGGCAUGAUGCAAUGAAGAGAGCAAACUCUACACUUGAGGAUUUUCAGCACCAUGCUAUUCCAGUCCGCGCCUUUGCAAAGGCAGCUGCUCCUCCAACAUUUAAAGGAGAUGCACUAAACAAUGAAACAACGUGUUACUAUGAUGAGGCUAGACAGAACAGUCAUCGAGGUUGUCAACCUUGCAAGAAGGUUGUUUCACAUAAGAGCUUCUCACAAAUUUCUUGCACUGCUCAGAAUACGUUACUUCACAGUCUUCCUCUCUUCAAGCUAGCGGUUAUGCAGGAAAAGGUUUGGUUUUCUAAACUGUGGGCAACGAGACAUGAAUUACUCUUACUGGACAUCAAUAAUUCCAACUCACAAGUACCACUCUGA
Molecule: messenger RNA, 408 nt
Organism: Arabis nemorensis
Lineage: Eukaryota; Viridiplantae; Streptophyta; Magnoliopsida; Brassicales; Brassicaceae
Source: the annotation of a GenBank genome assembly